This is a messenger RNA of Acanthosepion pharaonis, 690 nucleotides long. NCBI's taxonomy places the organism in Eukaryota, Metazoa, Mollusca, Cephalopoda, Sepiida, Sepiidae. The record is from the annotation of a GenBank genome assembly.
AUGAUUCUCUUCUCAUCACCCCUCUUUCCAAACCACUCUAUUCUCACCCUACACUUCUCUUUCCAAACCAAGCCACACUCUUCUUGUUUUCACCCAUCUCAUUCCAAAACCAUGUCAUUCUUUUCUCAUUUUCCCCCUCUUUUUCCAAACCGCUCUUUUCUUGUUCCCUUCUUUUUCCAAACCGCUCUUUUCUUGUUUCCCUCUUUUUCCAAAUCAGUCUUCUCAUUUCCCUCUCUUUCCAAACCAUUCUUCUCCUCCAUUCUCCCAACCACUAUCACCCUCUUUCCCAACCAUUCACUUUGUGUUCCCCAUUCUUUCUCUCUCUCAACCACUCAUUGGCCCCUCUCUCCUGACUACUUUGUUCUUGUUCCCACAUCUCUCUCACUUUUUAUUUUUCUACUUUCUGUGUUACCUAUUAUCUUGUCCUGUAUGUUUUUCUCUCUACCUGAAUAUCUUAAUUUUAUACAUUUGAGUUUUCCAUCCUCCUCCUCCUCCUCUUUCUAUCCUGUUGCCUUUUUUUGUCACUCUUUCUCCUUUAAUUCAGUUGUCCAUCACAAGGCACUAAAGAUAAAGAACAUCAGAAUAAGCCUUAUUAAGAGCAAAUUGACAAUGCCUACUGCCUCUCUGCAUCGUAGUCCUUCAUCCCACUUUGCAUCCAUCCAUCCAUCAAUUUUGCCAAGGUUUCCAUAA